This is a messenger RNA of Botrytis sinoallii, 750 nucleotides long. RefSeq lists its product as uncharacterized. Bases 1 to 750 code for a protein of 249 amino acids. The record is from RefSeq and is a predicted model, not a curated record. Lineage: Eukaryota; Fungi; Ascomycota; Leotiomycetes; Helotiales; Sclerotiniaceae. The transcript has 2 exons.
AUGGCGACCCCAAUCUUAGGUCAAAAUAAAGGCCCAAAUCCCGUCGAAAUAACAGCAGCGCUGGACCCGAAAUUCUGGAGCCUCAAGAACACUGGGACAAACGACAAGUUUCCUCCACAACUCAUCGAGAUCAAAAAGUACGAUUUCACAUUUGAAGUACUUGCAAGUAAACAACAAAGAGAGAAUAGUCAAAUCAAUUCGAAAUCACAAAAAUUCACAAACCUGAUCAACUUCACUCCUCGUGCUUUGCAUCUCUCACCAAAUUGUUUCAAACUCGACUGUAAGAUCAAGAAUCCAAUAUUAUUUCGUCCUUCUUGCGACGUUUUCUUCUUUCAGGAGCUUGCUCACUUGAGGGAGUAUGCUGUAGCAACGAAAGGCAUUGUCACUAAUUAUACUGCGUCGGGCCCGGUGGCAAAUGAGACUUUUCCAAAAAUCGAAAGAGUGGUGGUUGAAUUUGGAGCCCAGACACCAAUAAGUUGUGAUUUUCGCGACAUUUUGGUGGAGCUUCUUCCAAUAAUCAAAGAAGUCGGAACACUGAAGGGAGUCAUAUUGUUGGUGAGACGACAGUCUCUUGAAAGAGGUGAAGUAGGGAUCUUGCGGAUCGAUGAAGACUUAAAAAAGCUUGUUGAUGAAAGCUCUGAUGUAUACUCACCGCCAGUAGGUGUUUUUAUGCCCAGGGUAACUUGUAUGGCAAUGGAAACUUUUGAAUCGACAUUUGGUGGGUAUGGAUUAGAUCAAACGGACGGAUGA